AUGGAUCUAGGUACCAUGCAGAAGAAGCUUCGCAGCGGGCAGUAUAAGACUAAGAACCAGUUUGCGCAUGAUCUGAAUCUCAUCUGGGACAAUUGCCUUGUCUACAAUGCCUCACCGACGCACCCACUCCGACGCAAUGCCACGUUCAUGCGGCGAAAAGCAAAUCAUCUGCUUGAAUUUCUUAGCGAUAAGCAUGAGUCGAAAGACUUGCUCGCUCAGUGGCAGUUAUCAUCUUCUACCACAUCCAAUAUGCCGCGCGUGUCUUCCGAUGUUGCGUCUACUUCCGCUGAUAUCUUGUCUACGAGCUCUACGGGCACUUUCAACGGCAGCGGCAACAACAACAAUAACAACAAUACGAAUAACGACAAAGUUGGCGCACACUUGGAGGGCUCUGGCAUGUCAAUAGACCCGACUGUGCCGCUUUCUUCGCACCCUACACCACUGCCUCAAAGAUAUGCGCUCCGUCGGACGACUGACUCGUCUCGUGUGUUUCACGAACUGGAUGUCAAUAUGUCCAAGCUUGAAGAAGGCACUCACUUUUCGCAUUUGCAGCCGUCGGCAUCUACCUCAUCAACAAUGCCAACGUCUCGAUCGACGAGUCUGGCACCGACGCUCGAUGUGCUCAAACAGGUGUCGCCUUCAACACCUGACCCGCUCAGCACUGCGCUCCGCCGACCACCAGCCACUGCGCAGCAGCGCUGGUGGUCGGCAUGUUCAUCGGAUGCCAUGCUAUGCGCCGGUACGCCAGUUUUGCGACAUGAGAGCUAUGAGCCUCCUGCACGGUUCUUGGCAACCGAGUCAGAGCAUCUGACGUCACGUCUUCCCACGCAGCGGCCUGGUGUGCCCCGUAUGAUGGCACGGAAUAUCCGCAUGCUGCAGCGUUUAUACCACACCCACAACAAGCUGUAUCAGCUGGCGGAGGCUGUUGAACUUGACCUGCCUAUACCACCGUCCCUCGGAGAGAUCUCUUCGUCAGAAGAGGAGGAUGAACAGGAGGAAAUGGAAGUUGAUAAGGAUGUCGAGGCCGAGACCAAGGCUAGAGCAGAUCAGGUUGUUUUGGAAGAAGAGGAGCACAACUUGCAUGCCCCUCACAAUGCGCUCAAGCGCCCAGAGAAGCAGCGGCAUUCUGAUACGGGGCCGGGCCCUGCGAAUGAGGCGAUAGAGCUGUGUGUGCCUUAUGCCUCACACGCUCCACCACCGCGCUUAUCGGCGUCCUAUGCACAUGCGCAAGCGAGCUGGCAGGUCCAAACACUUCUUGCGCAUGCGGGCUUUGAGGGCACACAUUCUGCCCCUGUCCCAGGUGCUGGCAGACGUCGCUAUCGAGUACCUAAUGGGCCUUGGUCGGACGCUUCGUCUGUACAUGGACCAGUUUGUCCGCCGUUUUGA
Molecule: messenger RNA, 1386 nt
Organism: Malassezia globosa CBS 7966
Lineage: Eukaryota; Fungi; Basidiomycota; Malasseziomycetes; Malasseziales; Malasseziaceae
Exons: 1
Coding region: 1-1386 (461 amino acids)
Biological process (GO): regulation of transcription by RNA polymerase II
Cellular component (GO): SAGA complex; SLIK (SAGA-like) complex
Molecular function (GO): structural molecule activity; protein binding
Source: RefSeq, a predicted model, not a curated record